This is a messenger RNA of Penicillium alfredii, 363 nucleotides long. RefSeq lists its product as uncharacterized. The record is from RefSeq and is a predicted model, not a curated record. The coding region runs from base 1 to 363 and encodes 120 amino acids. The transcript has 2 exons. Lineage: Eukaryota; Fungi; Ascomycota; Eurotiomycetes; Eurotiales; Aspergillaceae.
AUGGCAAUAGGCUUGCACACACCUGCACAUGAUCGGAAUGGGCGCCGGGCGUCCUCGAGGCUUGCAUCGGGCACAGAGUACGAGAUUCGACACCCUGUAGGAACAUGGCGAGUAAUGCGCUCACUGUCCAUGAUUCAGGUUGCUGCUUUUGUGGCGGAUAUUGGGAACUGCUUUGCUCACGAAAGUGCCGAGAGACCGCCACAGCCAGGCCCGGCAAGACUCCCAAACAUACCUAUCGAGCAGGGUCUAGCAGAGCAACAACCAGAAACAAGAAACCCUCCCCCCAACGGCAUCCGCAUCACCCGCACCCCGACCAACUCCAACUCCAACACCAAGUCCACCACCAAGUCCAAGGAUCAAUGA